This is a messenger RNA of Topomyia yanbarensis, 1429 nucleotides long. It is a transcript of the gene Mlc-c, whose product is annotated as myosin-2 essential light chain. The record is from RefSeq and is a predicted model, not a curated record. Gene Ontology annotation, cellular component: myosin II complex. Lineage: Eukaryota; Metazoa; Arthropoda; Insecta; Diptera; Culicidae. Gene Ontology annotation, molecular function: myosin heavy chain binding; calcium ion binding. Bases 523 to 984 code for a protein of 153 amino acids. The transcript is spliced from 3 exons.
AUUCGCACAGCCUCAGUAACGAUCGUAAGCUGAAAGCGCCUGCACGCGUGUGCACUGUGGCGCCCGAAAAAUCCAACUCGAAGCGCAUCCAGCCAGACCGUUUACGGCCUUUUGAGGGGUCCGUCCAUUGCUCCAUCUCGCGCCAAUUGUGUGUUCGGUCUUCGUGUUUUCGCUCUCACGGUGGUGGCGCGCGGGUGACCCUAAACAGUUCACACCCCAACUUUGUUGCUGCUGGGGUCGUGUUUCCUAGUGCUAUUACAUUACGCAUUUUUUGCCUCCUGUUUCGUCUGUGCCGUGUGAUCGAUGUCUGUGGGCCGAUAUUAUUAUUGAAUUCACGGUUGACAUCAAUUGAAGAAUAAAGUGGAUUAUUUUACAUCCGUUCGAUAACGCUCAGCAGUACAAGUUCCAAGUGUGUUCAGUUGUUUUGUUUUUUUUCUGUUGUCGUUGAAUGUUUUAUCGUUAGUGACCGAAGGCUAAAAAUUAUUAUUCGUAUAAUCGUCGAGAGGAAAAGAAGUUGCAAUUAUGUACAUGUAUGAACCACCAAAGAAGAAUAGCUUCACUUCUGUCGAAGAAUUCCAGGAGGCGUUCAAUCUGUUCGACAACCGCGGCGAUGGCAAGAUCCAACAGCAGCAGAUCGGUGAAUGCUUACGGGCUCUCGGUCAGAACCCGACCGAGUCGGACGUGAAGAAGUUCACCAUGCAGCUGAAGCCGGACGAGCGCGUUUCCUUUGAGGUGUUUUUGCCGAUCUACCAGGCAAUCUCGAAGCAGCGUACCGCGGACACGGCGGACGAUUUCAUCGAAGGUUUGCGUCACUUCGACAAGGAUGCGAGCGGGUUCAUCUCGUCGGCCGAGUUGAGACAUUUGUUGACGACGCUGGGCGAGAAGUUGGCCGACGAUGAGGUCGAACAAUUGCUCCAGAAUCAGGAGGACUCGCAAGGCAACGUCAACUACGAAGAAUUUGUUCGAAUGGUCAUGAGUGGUUGAGCACAAAUGGCGUAAAUCGCAAAACUUCCACCAUAUUUUUCUCAUAUUCCAAACGAAUAAAAGCAUUAAAAUUGCAAUGAAGAAACAAACAAUAUAGUUACAAGUGGAUAUACUACGAAAAUAUUUAGCCUGUUUCUGCCCUAUUUGGACCAUAGUCGCCUUUAACAUGUUACUUAACCGUAUUUACUUUAAUUCCGCAAAGUUUCGUUUUACGAUAUCAGCAACUACAGCUUAAAUAUAAAGAGAAAAUUCGACAAAAUUUAUAGUAUUAUUUGUGAAGCUUCAAUUUCGAAUGUUGCUAUUUGCACACGUAAGAUUCCCGAAGCAGUAAACGUACUGUCAAAUGCAUUUCUUCAGUUGUUAUUUUAAAAAUAAAACCAAGGUUACGUCUUUUUGAAACUAUUAUAUUUUAAUUUGAGUAAUAAAAGAAUAAUUUAUACACUUA